Messenger RNA from Odocoileus virginianus texanus, 6895 nucleotides. Lineage: Eukaryota; Metazoa; Chordata; Mammalia; Artiodactyla; Cervidae. The record is from RefSeq and is a predicted model, not a curated record.
CGGGAGGGGCUGCGGGCGGGGGUUUGGCUCCGCCGCGGAGACGCUGCGGCCGCCGGCGCGCCCGAGGGGGAGCACAGCAUGUCGCUGCCGCCGGAGAAGGCGUCCGAGCUGAAGCAGCUCAUCCACCAGCAGCUGAGCAAGAUGGAUGUCCAUGGCAGGAUAAGAGAAAUCCUUGCUGAGACUAUUCGGGAAGAAUUGUCACCUGAUCAACAACAGCUAUCAACCGAAGAUUUGAUCAAAGCCCUUAAACGCCGGGGAAUCAUUGAUGAUGUGAUGAAAGAACUUAAUUUUGUUUCUGAUAAUGUUGAUCAAGAACUCCCUUCCUCUCCAAAACAACCUGUUUGUUUUACUGACAGACAAUCAACGUUAUUAAAAAAAACUAAUAUUGAUCCAACACGGAGGUAUCUUUACCUUCAGGUUUUGGGUGGAAAAGCUUUCUUGGAACAUCUGCAAGAACCUGAGCCUUUACCUGGACAAGCUUGUUCAACCUUUACUUUAUGUUUACAUUUUCGAAACCAACGUUUUCGUUCUAAACCUGUUCCGUGUGCCUGUGAACCAGAUUUUCAUGAUGGCUUUUUACUUGAAGUACACAGAGAAAAUUUAGGUGAUGGAACUAGAAUGGCUGACUCUACCACAAUGUUAUCAAUAAGUGACCCAGUUCAUAUGGUGCUAAUCAAGACAGACAUAUUUGCUGAGACCACGUUAGUUGCAUCCUAUUUUCUUGAAUGGCGAUCAGUGUUGGGCUCAGAAAAUGGGGUGACCAAUCUUACUGUGGAACUUAUGGGUGUAGGCACAGAAUCUAAAGUUUCUGUAGGAAUUUUAAACAUAAAACUUGAGAUGUACCCACCGCUCAAUCAAACAUUAUCUCAAGAAGUAGUGAAUACACAGCUUGCUUUGGAACGUCAGAAAACUGCAGAGAAAGAGCGGUUAUUUCUUGUGUAUGCUAAGCAGUGGUGGAGAGAAUAUUUGCAGAUUCGACCCUCACACAAUUCACGACUGGUGAAGAUUUUUGCACAGGAUGAAAAUGGGAUUAACAGACCAGUCUGUUCUUAUGUCAAACCACUUCGAGCUGGAAGGCUUUUGGACACUCCAAGGCAAGCAGCAAGAUUUGUCAAUGUCCUUGGUUAUGAACGAGCCCCUGUUAUUGGAGGAGGAGGUAAACAGGAGCAGUGGUGCACUCUGCUGGCCUUUCUCUGUAGAAACAAGGGAGACUGUGAAGACCAUGCCAACCUUCUCUGCAGCCUCCUGCUCGGGUAUGGGCUGGAAGCUUUUGUUUGUGUCGGGACCAAGGCCAAGGGCGUGCCCCAUGCAUGGGUCAUGACGUGUGGCACUGAUGGGACCGUGACUUUUUGGGAGAGUUUAACAGGACACAGGUACCUCCACAAGCCUAUCAACCCUGAUGAGCCUCCGGCUGCUGAACAGCCCAAACCAUUGUACCCGUAUCGAACAAUUGGUUGUGUUUUCAAUCAUCAGACGUUCCUGGGAAACUGUCAGCCCUCUGACUCAGUGGAAAGCUGUGUGUUUGAUCUGAAUGAUGAGUCCAAGUGGAAACCCAUGAGUGAGGAAGCAGUUAAAUCUGUGUGUGCUCCGGGGGCCACCACAUCCCUCCCUCCCUUUCCUCCGCUGUGUGCGUCCACGAUCGACGCUUCUGUGACAAGCAAUGAGAUAGAAAUGCAGCUCAGGCUGCUCGUGUCGGAACACAGGAAGGACCUUGGCCUUACUACUGUCUGGGAAGACCAGCUUUCUUAUCUCUUGUCACCAGCUCUGGCGUCUUAUGAAUUUGAGCGUACAACAAGCAUAUCUGCGGGCAAUGAAGAGUUUCAGGAUGCUAUCAGAAGGGCUGUGCCUGAUGGCCACACAUUUAAAGGGUUCCCAAUACACUUCGUGUAUAGAAAUGCGAGGCGCGCGUUUGCCACGUGUCUGCGGUCUCCUUUCUGUGAAGAAAUCAUCUGUUGCCGUGGAGACCAGGUGCGCCUGGCAGUUCGUGUCCGCGUGUUUACUUACCCUGAAUCUGCUUGUGCUGUUUGGAUCAUGUUUGCUUGUAAAGUGGAAUAUUCACAUUGUACAGAAACUGAGGUUAUCGAAUCUUUGGGAAUUAUUAUUUAUAAGGCACUGGACUAUGGCUUGAAGGAGAAUGAAGAAAGGGAAUUAAGCCCCCCACUGGAGCAGCUCAUUGAUCGAAUGGCCAACACGGUAGAGGCUGAUGGCAGCAAUGAUGAGGGCUACGAGGCUGCGGAUGAGGGUCUGGAGGAGGAUGACAACGAAAAGAGGAAAGUCUCAGCCAUCCGGUCCUAUAGAGAUGUCAUGAAGUUGUGUGCUGCUCAUCUCCCGACUGAAGCAGAGGCACCAAAUCAUUACCAGGCAGUAUGUCGUGCACUGUUUGCAGAGACGAUGGAGCUGCAUAUGUUUCUGACCAAAAUCAAGAGUGCGAAGGAGGUGAGUGCUGCUGCUCCCUAUUUCGGGCAUGUGAAAGACAGACCUGAUUUCCAACAUUGCCCAUCAUGGUGUUUAAAGUGUUUAUCUCUGGACAGUGAGGACUCAGGUGCUCUGCCCGUGGCCAUUCAUGUGCACCUACCCUCAUCGUCCAGCGCCUCCACUCUAGGAGCCUCGGCUGAGGCACGCCUCCCCUCUUUCCUUCCCAGCAGCCUGGGCCAUGACAUGUUUGCAGCUCGGUUCUGGGUGCAGGUGAUGAGGGAUUUGCGGAAUGGAGUAAAGCUCAAGAAGGUCCAGGAGCGGCAGUACAACCCACUGCCUAUUGAAUAUCAGCUCACCCCAUACGAGAUGCUAAUGGAUGACAUUCGAUCCAGAAGAUACACUUUGCGAAAAGUGAUGGUGAAUGGUGAUAUUCCCCCUCGGUUAAAAAAAAGUGCUCAUGAAAUCAUCCUGGACUUCAUCCGAUCAAGGCCUCCUUUAAAUCCAGCCUCAGCCAGAAAACUGAAACCUACUCCACCGCGGCCCCGGAGCCUCCACGAAAGAAUCCUGGAAGAGAUCAAGGCUGAGAGGAAGCUGCGGCCUGUGUCCCCCGAGGAGACCAGACGCAGCAGGCUCGAGGUGACAACCCCUGAAUCUCCCAAGAAUGUUGCAGAAUCGUCCAUGGUGAAUGGAGGUGUGGCGUCACAGCCCAGAGAAGGUGGGUCAGGAGCCGCCCAGCAGGUGCCCGUGCCACGGAAGAAGCUCCUUAAAGCCCCAACGCUGGCUGAGCUGGACAGCUCCGACUCGGAGGAGGAGACCCUGCCAAGGUCUGCCAGCAGCAGCAGUGCAUCUCCCUCCUUCCUGGAAGACCCCUUCCUAGAGACUGUGUCCACAAGGAAGAACCCUCCCAAGUUUUUGCCCAUAUCCUCCACACCUCAGCCUGAGCGACGGCAGCCACCCCAGAGACGACAUUCCAUUGAGAAGGAAACACCCACUAACGUGAGACAGUUCCUGCCGGCAUCCAGGCAGAGCUCCCGGUCUCUCGAGGAGUUCUGCUACCCGGUGGAAUGCCUGGCACUGACUGUGGAGGAGGUGAUGCACAUUCGUCAGGUCCUGGUCAAAGCAGAGCUGGAAAAGUACCAACAGUACAAAGAUGUCUACACGGCUCUGAAAAAAGGAAAGCUCUGCUUUUGUUGCCGAACCAGAAGGUUUUCCUUCUUCACCUGGUCUUACACCUGUCAGUUCUGUAAGAGGCCGGUGUGCUCACAGUGUUGCAAAAAGAUGCGGCUGCCCUCCAAGCCAUACUCCACCCUUCCUAUCUUUUCACUGGGACCGUCUGCCUUGCAGAGAGGGGAAAGCUGUAUGAGGCCAGAAAAAUCCUCCACUGGCCACCAUCGGCCACUUCGGAGCAUUGCCAGAUUGUCCUCAAAAUCCAAGUCGGUGGACAAAUCAGAUGAAGAGCUCCAAUUUCCCAAAGAGCUGGUGGAGGACUGGAGUGCUAUGGAGGUGUGUGUGGACUGCAAAAAGUUCAUUUCUGAAAUCAUCAGCUCAAGCCGCCAUAGUCUGGUGUUGGCCAACAAGAGAGCCCGAUUGAAGAGGAAGACGCAGUCCUUCUACAUGUCUUCAGCAGGCCCGUCAGAGUACUGCCCCUCAGAGAGGACCAUCAGUGAGGUCUGAGCCCUGUGCCUUCCUGUGUGGAGUUGCGUUCCUGUGAGGACACUGAGAGGGCUGUCACUGUCUCCUCACCGUGGUUAACUGGCUCGGGUUUGCAUGAGAAUCAGGGUUUUGCUGUGUCACAUUGUUCCACAGACUAAAUGCUGUGUUCAUGUCAAUUGAUAACACGUGACCAGUCACCAGUUGCUCAUCUGCACUAAGAGGACAGUAGUUUGAAACGUUUGUGUGAUUAUAGAUUUAGAGGCCAGAAACUUUCCUCUUAGUUCUUUACUGUGCCUGAAAUAAUGUUCUGACUAAGGCAGAAGGGUUCUCGUGUGAGGAAUCAGUCUAGCGCAGGCCUAGAGGCCAGCACGGUCUAAGCAGUAAGUCAUAUUGGCAUUUCCACUGACAGUGUUCCUACCUGAUGCACACAGACCCUUGGAGGCCUCACAGCACAGAACCUGCAAGGGUUUGCCUGUGCCUCAAACUGGUUUUAAGUUAUUGUUGCUCUGAGACACUUGGGAGGGGCUCUCCACUGCCUCCCAGGACAAAGCAUCUGGGCUGUAGGCCCAGGGUUGGUGCCUGUGUCCCUGGGCAGCAAGGCAGUGUCUCCUGAGCAACUGCUAGGCUGUCCUUAUCUUGAAUGUAUUACAGUUACUAGUAGUUCUGUGUUGGAGGUCUAAGAAAGUUUUGUGGCAUCAUGGGACAAAGGCAGGGUAGAAGUUUGUCCAGAAGCUCAGUACUUUGGCCAGAAGAAGGGCUGUGAGCACCACGGGGAGCGAGCUGGAGCACCCACCUUUCCAGCCACAGUUUUCAUAACUUUAUAGUCUCACCAUCAUGACUAAAUUAAGCCACAAUUUGGUACAUAAGGUCUCAAACUGAAAUUUAUUUUUAUAAAUGAAUUUUAAAGGAAAACCAUGGUCUAGUCUUUUAAAACUACUAGAAAAUUAACCUGCCGAUAAGCUUUUUGGAUGCUUUUUGCACACGUUUUCCUUGUAAGCAACUUGAGUGGGUGGGGUAGGCUUUGAUGAAGCCAAGCUGGAGGCAGCACCAUACACCUGUCAUUUCUCAGCUGUGUGGUCCGUUGCGUGGCAUAUCUCUAUCGUUCUGGUUGGCUUGGUGGUGACCAGUCAGUCACAUUCACAAGCCUGGUUAAUGCGCCAGGCCGCUUUCUGACGCUCUCUAGGACACGUCUGCAGUCAGUGCUGGAGACAGCACUGCUCACCAAAAGGCAUGGCAGUCAUUCCACGCCCCCUCAACAUUUCUAUAGGGAAUUAACAGUAAUACCUCAGAACUGCUCUGGUAGUGGUUUUUCAUGGUUGAAAUUUAUAAAUUAGUAAAUUGUUUAAAAUUACUUACACUUACAAAAUAAACUUUACCAACUGACUAAAGUAAUUAAUGCAUGUUAACACUUUGUAUUUGCAUGUAAAAGUGGGCCACCAGAAAACCCUUAUUAUGGAAAUAUUUAGACGGUUUUAAAGAGGCUCAGGUAAGAGCUUCAAAUGUUACAUUGAGUGAAUCUUGUUUGUACAGUUUUCCAAGGUACGGUUUCAACUGUAGACCCCUGAUGGUUUGGCCUGAGCCUCUAGACUAUCCCCAGGACAGGUACAAGGAAGACAGUGAGGGGCGGGGGCAGGUGUUUGUGUCCGUGGAAAAAAAGACCCAGGAGAGUGUGCUUUUUAAAAUAAUGACUAGUUUAUAGGUGUUUCUAAAAUACAAAAAGCUAACCCCUCCCCCCAAAUGAGAAUCCCAUUCACCUGUCAAAAUCUAGCCCAUCUGGUCCUUGACUUCACUGCUCCAGGUUUGUGACACUGUUCAGCUAUUGGGACAUCGUGAGUGGCAGGUUUCCAUGGGACAGUUUGCAGAAAGGGUAGAAAAGGGCACAUGGCAUAGCUGAGAUUAUAGAAAUCAAAUCCUCAUCCCUUUCUGGUGCCAAACAAAUCCCCGCACUCAAUCCUCCCGCAUCCAUGGCAUGUGUCCGCCACCUCAACCAAACUGGGUAAUUCCGAGGGUCAUACACUGCUGGCCUGUGGGGCAUGCUUUCACAGUCGCUGCCUUGCCUGUGCCCUGCAGCCCCCACCUCCCCUACUCGUUCCUGGAUCCCAGGCUGCUCUUCGUGCUGCUUCAGGCACUUACUUCUGGUCUGACAACAGCGUCGCUGGCUGGCCUUGGGUGGAAUCUGAUGUGUGUCUGUGUGCCGGCCCUCAUUCUCACCUUCUCCCUCCAGGCUGAGAACACUUUCACUUCUCACAGUUUAACUUUGUCAGUGUCAGGAAAGAUAGCAAAGCUUGUAAAUACUGUAAUAUAUUUAUUGGUAUUUGGAGGGCAUUCAUUCAGUGGAAAAUAAGAAUUAACUCUCCCAACACAAGUAAAAGUUAACUACAUCAACUUAAUAGUCUAGAUUUCAAGUCUUAAGCCUUUCAAAUUAAACCAGAAAGUUGUCAUGUAGGAGUUUUUAAAAUGAUCUUACAUUUGAUGAGAUCCCAUGAUCUCAUAAACUCAUAUCAUGUGGUCAGCUCCGUGAACUCAUGCCAUGAAUUUUUUAAGACUCUUAUUUUUCUAACUGUAUUAAUAAAUGUCAGACUGGAUUUUAGGUGUCACAUAGGAAAGUUUUAAAUUAUGUUGCUAUUUGCUAGAGCAAAACAGCAGACAGUUUUGUACAUGCAGAACUGCUGAAGGGCCAUGGAGAAAUGUGUACACGUUGACCUGGCUUCUUGCGUGUAUAAAGUCCAGACACUGCUGGCAUUCAGCGUAACAUGAUGCUACCAAACAUUUUCCAUUAAAGUCUUUUAAAAUUUAUUGAGAAGAAAAUAAAUGACUUUCCAUCAUA